CGGUAGCGAGCAGGAGCGAAGGGAGCAAUUUCUUUUGUAGCUCGGUCACGCAGUGCUGGUUGUGUUCUUAGAACAUCCGGGCAGAUUUCAAACGGAACCAUUGGACUAUACCCAUGCUGGGGAUUUGUCUUUGUUUCUUUCCGCAAAUGCAAAAGGAAAAAAUAUGCAACGAAGCAUCGCUCUGCUCUGCACCAGCGUUAUCGGACUCUGCUUUGGUUCGAGUUUUCCAAGUAAUAUCAACAUAGGAGGAUUAUUCCCUACCGAGUCGCACGAAUAUGAAGUGUUCCGAUUUGCGCUUUCGCAGCAUCAGGACAUUCCCAAACUGGUACCUCAAGUAGAUAUGGUAAAGAUGGGUAGCAGCUUCUCCAUGACUUAUGCAUUUUGUUCACAGUUUGCAAAAGGAGUGUAUGCCAUCAUUGGUGUGUACGACAGGAAGACGGUGAGCAUGCUGAUGUCAUUUUGUGGUGCACUGCACGUCUGUUUUGUGACACCUAGCUUCCCCAUUGAGACCUCCAACCAAUUUGUGAUUCAACUGCGGCCCGAGUUGCAGGACGCUUUGGUUGGGGUCAUUGAACACUACAAGUGGACCAAGUUUGUCUACAUGUAUAGCUCCGACUCAGGACUAAUCGUACUGCAGAAAGUUCUGGACACAGCAGCAGAGCGGAACUGGCUGGUGACCUCAGUGAAUGUGGAGACCAUGACUGAGGCAUCCUUCCUCAAAGUCUUUCAGGACCUAGAUAAAAGGAAGGAAGGCCAGAUCAUAAUUGAUUGUGAACUGGAACGACUCAGCUCCAUCCUGAAGAAGAUUAUACAACUGGGAAAAAACCUUAAGAGCUAUCACUACAUCCUGGCAAACAUGGGCUUUAUGGACAUUGACCUGAGUGAAUUUAAGAAAGGUGAAGCUAAUUUGACAGGCUUUCAGCUUGUGGACUAUGUGGAUCCAGGUGUUAGCAGAGUAGCUCAGCAGUGGAUGGACUUUGACAAAAAAGACUCCAAAGUUCCAAAGAAAGGACUCAAGUACACUGGCGCGCUCACUUAUGAUGGUGUUAAAGUGAUGUCUACAGCUUUUCAGAAUCUCCGCAGGCAGAGGAUUGACAUAUCACGGCGUGGUAAUGCUGGUGAAUGCCUUGCAAACCCACCAGCCCCCUGGGGCCAGGGCAUUGACAUUCAGAGAGCUUUGCAGCAGGUUCGGAUUGAAGGUGUAACAGGACACAUCCAGUUUAAUGAGAAAGGCCGGCGAAUCAACUACACCAUCAGUGUGAUGGAGCUGAAGGCCACAGGGCCAAAGAAAGUAGGAUACUGGAAUGAGGAUGAGAAAUUUGUGAGCACAGCAGCCUACAUGUCUGGAACUAAUGAAACCUAUGGAUUUCACAAUCGCACAUACAUCGUCACCACCAUCUUGGAGUCGCCAUAUGUGAUGUUGAAGAAGAAUCAUGAAAAGCUUGUAGGAAAUGAUAAGUAUGAAGGCUACUGUGUGGAGCUGGCAGCAGAAAUAGCCAAGCAUGUGGGAUACCAGUACAAACUCAAAAUUGUUGCUGAUGGGAAAUAUGGAGCUAAGGAUCCGGAGACAAAGAUGUGGAAUGGGAUGGUUGGAGAACUAGUUUAUGGAAAAGCCAGUGUUGCAGUAGCACCACUGACCAUCACAUUGGUGAGAGAAGAAGUUAUUGACUUCUCCAAGCCCUUCAUGAGCCUGGGCAUUUCAAUUAUGAUCAAGAAGCCCACCAAGUCCAAACCAGGAGUCUUCUCUUUUCUUGACCCACUGGCCUAUGAGAUUUGGAUGUGUAUUGUGUUUGCCUACAUUGGCGUGAGUGUGGUGCUCUUUCUGGUCAGCCGCUUCAGCCCAUAUGAGUGGCAUGCUGAGGAUUGUGAGGAAAGUGGAGAGGCCAAUGUCAACCAGGCUGAAUCUAUUUCAGGCCAAAAUGCACAGAAUCAGGUCCAACAGAACCAGGAUCAGACCAAUGAAUUUGGCAUCUUCAACAGCCUCUGGUUCUCACUCGGUGCUUUCAUGCAGCAAGGAUGUGACAUCUCACCCAGAUCUCUCUCAGGCCGGAUCGUGGGUGGUGUCUGGUGGUUCUUCACCCUCAUCAUCAUUUCAUCCUACACAGCUAACCUGGCAGCCUUCCUCACUGUGGAGAGGAUGGUCUCUCCUAUCGAGAGUGCUGAAGACUUAGCCAAGCAGACUGAGAUCGCUUAUGGUACACUCGAUGCUGGCUCAACCAAAGAGUUCUUUAGGCGGUCGAAGAUCGCGGUGUUUGAAAAGAUGUGGUCCUAUAUGAAGUCAGCCGAUCCAUCUGUGUUUGUGAAGACCACUGAUGAAGGAGUGAUUAGAGUUAGGAAGUCUAAAGGAAAGUAUGCCUAUCUGCUGGAGUCCACCAUGAAUGAAUAUAUUGAACAACGCAAACCCUGUGAUACCAUGAAAGUGGGCGGGAAUUUGGACUCUAAGGGUUAUGGUGUUGCGACACCAAAAGGAUCGCCACUCAGAAAUCGAGUCAACCUGGCAGUGUUGAAACUGAAUGAGCAGGGCCUGUUGGACAAAUUGAAAAACAAAUGGUGGUACGACAAGGGCGAGUGCGGCAGUGGGGGAAGUGAUGCAAAGGAUAAGACAAGUGCAUUGAGUCUCAGCAAUGUGGCUGGAGUUUUUUACAUUCUAAUCGGAGGCCUGGGCCUGGCCAUGCUGGUGGCACUGGUGGAAUUCUGCUACAAGUCAAGGACUGAGUCUUGCAGGAUGAAGCAAUCCAUCAAUGAUGCCAUGCACUGCACCACACUGACCCGGAUGAGUGGCAGCGGCAGCGGUGGGGAGAACGGCCGCAUCAUUGCCCAUGACUUCCCAAAAGCUGUGCAGACAUUACCAUGCAUGAGCCACACGGCCGCUAUGGGCCUUGGAGCCUCAGGCAUGUGACUGGUACUACACAGACAUCGUCCCCCAACUGACCAGGGAUGCGCCAUACUGCCAAAAUGCACUCUCAGACUGCUCUCAGCAAAAUCAACUACCCAUGAAAUGAUUUUCUUAUAUUAAAAAAAAUCCAAAAUGUUUUGAUAGAGAGAAAAUAAUAUAGAGAGAAAGAUAUGCUGUGCAAUAUGAUGCUGAUGGGACACUUUUUGGUCAUGUUAAUUUACAAAAAAAAAAAGUUGUGUUAAUGCCAUGCCAGUCUAACAGAGCUGUUUACUUCUGUCUGUUAGUGUGCAAUAUUUUGGUUCAUACUACUGUUCUAUAAUGUUGUCUCCUAUCUUAUUUCCUUCAGGAAAAAAAGGAUUACAUGAAAUAUGUGGUAUUUUGCACAGAUUAUUAUAUGGUUCAUAUGUUGCAAUGCCUACUUCAGAUAGUCGUCUGUUGUAUGGGCUGAAGUUUAAAAAAAAUAAAUGCACAUAGAACCGAGAACUAUUGGACAAUAUGGCUGAUUUCCCUGCACCAUUAACUUUGCUUAGCCUAGUUAAAAAAAAAAAAACAUAUCAGAUUGUCUAUCUGUUAAUAAUGUAAAUAGUCUGAUGUUAAUGUAAGUCAUAACCGGGACAAUGGCAGAACAUUUGUUGUUGAUCAGUAGAGCAUAGCAUACUGAACAUGUUGAUUAUCUUGCUGUUUUGUUUUUUUCACCUCAACAACCUUGCAUUGCUGCUACGCCUCAUUUAAGGUGCCAUACCUCAUUUGUGCCAAGAUUGACUUUGGAAUAUGUUCUGUGUCUGAAUCUGCAGUUUCAUCAGGAGCACUUUAGAGCAUCAGCAAAAACGUGAUAAGCUACUAUGGAUAAAGAGCUUUUUAAUUAUCCCCCCCAUCAUUUGAAUGUCAUUUUGCUGCCCUUCAAAUAUAGUAUUGUCAUUCAUUUAUACUGUGCACAGAGCCAAAGCUAAGCAUUUUUGAAGCGUUGCUACAGUAUAGACAUCCUUUUGAUAUAAUAUUCGUUUUACAUCAGUCUAUUGCAAAGAACAUUCCUCAACUGCCUUGUUCUUCUAAAAAUGUGAUGAGGGAGUGACCUGAAAGACAGUUUCAUUUUAGAGUCUGAUGUAUGUGUCAUUUUAUAACUAUGCUCCCAGACUGUAUAUGGAGCAGAACGCUGAUGGAUGUUGGCCUGCCUUUUAAUUUUCUCUCUGCAUACAGGCUUUAAGAAAGAUUCACUGAUGACUUCUAUUUUAAGCCUAUUCUUAACUUUUAAAGAAAAAACUCACCACUGACAGUGGAAAUUAACUAAAAUCUGUGUUUAACUCAUGUUUGGGAAACCAGCUCUCAGAGUCAAGCUUCCAUUCUGAUGCACGAAUUUAAAAUUAAGGAGCUUCGCAGGAGUAUUUACGCUUUCACAUUUGUACUUUCUUCACUCUCUGUUCCUAGCUUCAUUCAUGUCUUUUAUGAAGGCAAAGGAGUCUUGGCUGCUUUGUGGCCUCAUGUUCUGAGCACAUUUUAUACACAGUAACAAAUUUGUAAUGGCUGACCAAGACAAUGAAUUGCAGCAUAGUAAGCAUUUUUGAGUGCUAUGUGAGUUGCUGUUUUUCAUAUGAACUGGUAUGUUGAGGCAAUGCUUCAUUAAUGUAAAGGGCUGUAGUUAUUACAGAGAUUGGAAUUAUUGUGCAGAUAGUUGAGAUACUUUGUGUUUCUGGUAAACAGUGUUACUCUUUUCUGUGGUUGCAAUGCAUAAAUUAUAUUCUGUGCUCGCAUUUCACAAUUAUGUGAUUUGUUUGUUUGUUUGUUUGUUUGUUGGGAUUAUGUUGAUCAUAAUGCAGACCUACGGUAUGGUUGCAAAAAAUGGUAUGGAAAACACAUUAAAUCUAUAAAGGGUAAUACAUUCAAAAUAAAAAGAAAACACUUUUCUAACCAAA
Molecule: messenger RNA, 4806 nt
Organism: Neoarius graeffei (lesser salmon catfish)
Lineage: Eukaryota; Metazoa; Chordata; Actinopteri; Siluriformes; Ariidae
Gene: gria1a
Product: glutamate receptor, ionotropic, AMPA 1a
Exons: 16
Coding region: 164-2899 (911 amino acids)
Biological process (GO): modulation of chemical synaptic transmission; synaptic transmission, glutamatergic
Cellular component (GO): dendritic spine; plasma membrane; AMPA glutamate receptor complex
Molecular function (GO): transmitter-gated monoatomic ion channel activity involved in regulation of postsynaptic membrane potential; AMPA glutamate receptor activity
Source: RefSeq, a predicted model, not a curated record